Molecule: messenger RNA, 477 nt
Organism: Eruca vesicaria subsp. sativa (arugula)
Lineage: Eukaryota; Viridiplantae; Streptophyta; Magnoliopsida; Brassicales; Brassicaceae
Source: the annotation of a GenBank genome assembly
AUGUAUCUCAGAUUAGGGUUUGCGCUCCAGCACAACAGAGACUCCUCCUCCUCCUCCCACUUGGCAACACUCAUGACUUCAUCCUCCUCCUCCUCGAUAACCGGACACCGACAUUCUGUGUACAGUGUUCCCACACGAUGCUGGUGCGGGAACAACCUAAAAACUUUUGCUUCUCGAACCAAAGAGAACCCAUUUCGGAGAUUCCAUAGAUGCGUCAUUGCUCUGGGGUCCCUUUCCAACUCUGUUCAGGAGAAGCUAGCUCGACAAGAAGCUAGUAUCGGGAAACUGAAAGAAGAAUUAGCACAAACAUUACUAAAGAUGAACCAGGUGAAUGUUACACAGCUGGAGGAGACUGACAACACAAACCAAACUGGAGUUGCAGGACACCGCAUUCACUCUCCACGAUUCACUGUCAACAUUGGUGUCGCUUUUGCUGUCCUGGGAGUUGCAGCAUGGUUCUCUUACAAACUCACUUGA